AUGGAGGACUCAACACUGAACCACAUGUCUACUGAGGACUUCAUUGGACUGGUCCAGGCCCAGGUCUGCCUCUAUGAUCAGAGGCAUGCAAGCUGCAAGAGCAAGGGCAGUCACAGGAGUGCCUGGUGGACCAUUGGUGCACAAAUAUGGAGCGACUGGGAUGGUUUUUCCCCAUUAAUUAAAGAUGCCAAAGUGCAGUGUACACCCCAGGUAUCUGUAAGAUGUCAGGAGUGGAGUCGGUAUCAGGAGGAUACAACUCCAGCACACUUACUUAGGAGUUACAUGAUCAGUGGCUGCCCAAUGGCUAAGCCAGAAGAUGGCAAACCAGGAAUAAAACCUGAAGAAGUAAAUAGUUCACCAUCUGCUGACCAGGAGGAUACAAAAUAUAAGAAGCAGAACGGAGAUGUGGAGAAUGGGCGUGCAACAGAACGGCAUGGGAGAACACUUAGCCCGCGCCAGCACCAUAGUGAUUGUCUCUCAGAAGCAGGAACAGUUAGCCCAUCACCACCUCCUAAAGCCAAAAAGAAGAAGAAAAAAUCAGUUCGUAAAAAAAGAAAAAGGUCUCAGUCUUAUAGUCCUUCCCCAGUAAAAAAGAAGAAAAAGAAGAGUUCGAAGAAGCGGAAAAGAAACAGGUCUUCCUCCAAGAGACACAGACACAGCUCAACCAGUCCAAAAAAUAAAAGAAAACAAGUCAGGAAGCACAGAAAGCACUCUCGCGGGAGGUCACGAAAAUCCCAUCAUCAUCAUCACCGACAUUCUCGCUCAGUAAGUUCUGAGUCUAGAUCUUCAAGCUUUGAAAACAGACCACGGGUGCAGUCUAGAGAAAAAAAACAUCAAUCAAGAAGAAAAAAACACAAAUAUCAUCAUUCUAGGUCUGUAAAUAAGAAGCAGAAAGAAGCCCCCCCUCUGUCUACACAAAACAGCACGUACUCCACCAAGUUGACAAUUUCCCAAUCCGUCCCCAGCCUUUUGGUCACAGCAGAGCAUAAUGGAGGCUGUCAGAAGGAAGUCACAAACGAGUAUGACUCGGGCAACGAGAUGUGCUCUACUCCCUCAACGCAGUCAAGCUCCUCUGUGUUGAAGCUCAGUCAGGAAAAAGACAGCCCGUCCCAUCAGGGUUUUGGACAUGUCCCAUCCUCAGUAAAGACCCCUAAUGGCCACAGUGACAACAUCUCGGAUUCAGGGAAUUCAUCAGCUAGUUCCUUUUCUUUUACCAAGGAAUCAUCACUCCCUUUGGGAGACUCUGGGAUACAGGCUAAGAGAGAUCUGUCCUCUUGUCUGGGCUGCCUGGGGGAACACAAGAGUGUGUCAGACUUAUCGCCUGACAGAAAUUCUUUACGUAGCCGUCGUUCAAGCUCAUCAUAUAAGAGUACCAGGAGGUCUUACUCCAGCAGCUCAAGCCAUUCCAUAAGCUCUUAUACAUCAUCCUAUAGAUCCUCUUCAAACAGAAGGUCACGAAGCAGGUCAACCUCUUCAGGUGCAAGGUCAUAUUCAAGAUCUCCAAGCUAUUCCUCCAAGUCUGGCCGGAAAAGUAAUGGAAGCAGGCGUUCCCGUUCCCGACGGAGUCCAAGUUAUUCUCGCUACAGCCCCAGCAGAGACAGAAGCAGCAAGUACAAUUCUACAGAAAAUGGGACACGCAAAGGACCUCCCAGAACAAGGCGCAGCUCCUAUUCCCCUAUGAGAAAACGCAGGAGAGAUUCCCCAAGUCAUUUGGAGGCACGAAGGAUCACGAGUGCUCGCAAACGCCCCAUCCCAUACUACAGGCGCAGUCCAUCUUCCUCGAGCAGCGCAAGUAGCAUUCCAUCUUGGUACAGUCCCCGAAGCAGAUCCAGAAGCCGAAGCUACUUUAGCCACAGGAGCAGUCGCAGCAGGAGCCAUAGCAGUAGAAGGAGCCACAGCAGUGACUGGAAGAGGAGUAGGAGCCGAAGUCGAAGCUUGAGCCAGAGCUCUGACUCAUGUGAUAGCAUCAGGCGCUGAGACAUUUGUCUGACUGCAAGAGCUUCCGUGUCACAUAUAAGAAGCUCCGUUCAAAUACGUAUUCACACAUUCAUUUCCACUGUUAUUUAAUAACUUCUGAUAAUCAGAUAAAUGGCAGUUUCCAU
Molecule: messenger RNA, 2102 nt
Organism: Nanorana parkeri
Lineage: Eukaryota; Metazoa; Chordata; Amphibia; Anura; Dicroglossidae
Gene: SRRM4
Product: serine/arginine repetitive matrix 4
Exons: 14
Coding region: 1-1977 (658 amino acids)
Biological process (GO): mRNA processing; neuron maturation; regulation of RNA splicing
Cellular component (GO): nucleus
Molecular function (GO): mRNA binding
Source: RefSeq, a predicted model, not a curated record